Messenger RNA from Aspergillus versicolor CBS 583.65, 3789 nucleotides. RefSeq names its product inositol polyphosphate kinase VIP1. The record is from RefSeq and is a predicted model, not a curated record. Gene Ontology annotation, molecular function: inositol hexakisphosphate kinase activity; 5-diphosphoinositol pentakisphosphate 1-kinase activity; diphosphoinositol pentakisphosphate kinase activity. NCBI's taxonomy places the organism in Eukaryota, Fungi, Ascomycota, Eurotiomycetes, Eurotiales, Aspergillaceae. Gene Ontology annotation, cellular component: cytosol. Gene Ontology annotation, biological process: inositol metabolic process; inositol phosphate biosynthetic process. The coding region runs from base 1 to 3789 and encodes 1262 amino acids. The transcript is spliced from 3 exons.
AUGGAUUGCACCAGCAACAAUACCGGCGAUACUUCUGGUGAUUUUGGGUCACCUCUCAAACCUGGUGCACUAGCAUCUAAUUCUGGCACCGAUGAGGAAAAGCCAUUGUCCAAUUUGACCUGCGAAUCAUCGGCAUCUAGUUCGUCAAAGGGUAAUACGCACAGUACCCAAACCCCACAAUCAAAGGCAUACAAGCCCGAGAAUGGCCCCGACACACAACACCAAGGCCGAGGGACGCGUUCAUCUACACGGUCGUCAAGCCGUGCGCCAAGGAGGCUAAGCGGAAGCACCGCUGCAAGCUCGAUAAACGAUGCGGAAUUGCCGCCUGCUCAUUUAGGUAAAAUCGGCGUCUGCGCAUUGGAUGUGAAGGCCCGAAGCAAGCCCAGUCAAAACAUUCUCACUCGUCUACAAUCCAAGGGCGACUUUGAGGUUAUUGUCUUCGGCGACAAGGUGAUUCUCGAUGAGGCCGUGGAGAAUUGGCCGGUAUGCGACUACCUCAUAGCUUUCUUCUCGGAUGGCUUUCCAUUAGAUAAGGCCAUUGCCUAUGCGAGCUUGAGAAAGCCAUUUUGUGUCAAUGAUUUGCCCAUGCAAAGGAUUCUAUGGGACCGACGACUGUGUCUGCGCAUCCUAGACCACAUGAAUGUUCCUACACCAAAAAGGAUCGAGGUCAACCGAGAUGGUGGGCCCACUUUAGAGACUGCAGAACUUGCGCAGCAUGUCUACAAGCUGACCGGUGUCAAGCUGGAUGGUGCCGCUGACGGCACAGGUGGGGGGACAGCCAAAACAAAGAACGUUGAUAUGUCUGAAGACGGCGAUUCUCUCGUCGUUGAUGGCAAGCACUUCAAAAAGCCAUUUGUUGAAAAGCCGGUAAGCGGCGAAGAUCACAAUAUACACAUAUACUUCCCGAAUGACCAGCAGUAUGGAGGCGGUGGAAGGCGACUCUUUCGAAAAGUUGGGAACAAGAGCUCUGAAUACGACCCUAACCUCUCAGUUCCGCGGUCGGUCACAGAGGGAGGGUCGAGCUAUAUAUAUGAACAGUUUUUGAGGGUCGAUAACGCAGAAGAUGUCAAGGCCUACACAGUUGGGCCAGACUUCUGUCAUGCUGAAACCCGAAAAUCGCCCGUUGUUGACGGUCUAGUCCGCCGCAAUACCCAUGGCAAGGAGCUCAGGUAUAUAACGAAACUGAGCAAGGAAGAAGCGUCGAUAGCCUCCAAAAUAUCGUAUGGUUUCGGGCAAAGAAUAUGUGGGUUUGACAUGCUUCGAGUUGGCGAGAGAAGCUAUGUGAUUGAUGUCAAUGGCUGGAGCUUCGUCAAAGAUAACAAUGAUUACUAUGAUAGGUGCGCCAGUAUUCUGCGGGAUACUUUUAUCGGCGAGAAGCGCAAGCGUGAGGGCAUUGUUGAUGCUACUGAAGUAUCCUCCUCAGACCCGAAUAACCACCCAUGGAGACACUCGGUGUCACAUCGACAGGCGCUGAAGACUUUGUUGAAAUCACCGGGCUCAUCAAAAUCCAACGGGAGUCAACCUCACCAAAAGGUUGCAGAAAUGGGGUCGUCAGAAUCGUUGUUACUGAGCCUUGCUUCGUCGAAUAAUGAGGGCGUGGACCACAGUAAGAGUAAUGUAAACACAGAUUCAAGCGAGAAGUCGGCGUCGCCUGGGCAUCCCGCAAUGCAUAAUUCAAGUGAUGGGAACCCCCCUCCUCCUGCUUCCAAGCAUUCAUGGAAGUUGAAAGGCAUGGUGGCCGUUAUAAGGCACGCCGAUCGAACACCAAAGCAGAAGUUUAAAUUUACAUUCCACAGUCAGCCCUUCAUCGACCUGUUGAAAGGUCACCAGGAGGAGGUUGUGAUUAAAGGCGAACCCGCACUACGCUGUGUAUCCGAGGCAGUUAAUCUCGCCAUGGAACAAGGACUCGAGGAUGCCGACAAGCUAAAAUUGCUUCGUACAUCCCUAGAAAAGAAAGGCGGCUGGCCGGGAACCAAAGUACAAAUAAAACCCAUGUUCAGGAGGCGAAAGCUUGAAGAAGCACCAGGCCGGCCACUAACACCCUGUGAAGCGGUUGGUAAAGAACCUACCUCACCUCUGCCAAAGGACGCCUCUCAAGAGGCCGAGAGCGCGGAUAGGUCACAGACUCGCAGUGAUUCAAUAUCUGGUGCAACAUUUUCAAGGUUUUCCGCCGUUGAAAAUGAUCUUAUACUGGAUAAACUUCAGCUCGUUAUCAAAUGGGGAGGGGAGCCAACUCACGCUGCCCGAUAUCAAUCCCAGGAUCUUGGGCUCAACAUGCGCGAUGAUCUGAAGCUGAUGAAUAAGGAAGCAUUGAACAAUGUUCAGAUUUUCACCAGCUCCGAGCGGAGAGUGAGUACUAGUUCUCAAAUAUGGGCUUGCUCAUUCCUUGAUCAGAAGGAAAUACCUGAAGGCUUCAUCCAAGUCAGGAAGGAUCUGCUUGACGACUCCAAUGCGGCGAAAGAUCUAAUGGACAAGGUAAAGAAAAAGCUAAAAUUGCUUCUACGAGAAGGAUCCGCGCCUUCGCAAUUUACAUGGCCGAAGGAGAAUAUUCCUGAGCCGUCUGUAGUCUUGGCAACCGUCGUCGAAUUGAUGAAAUUCCAUCGGGAUAUUAUGAGGCUUAACUUCCAGAAGCUGGACAGCGCAUCUGCGCCCUCUCCAGGCACAGCGGAGAGUGCCGACGAGUUGACUCCAUCUCGCACUGCAGCGUUACCAAGUGAGAAUCCUUCACUGUAUUCUAUCCAAGGGCGGUGGUGCACUGGCGAGGAUCCUAUGCUCUUCAAAGAGAGGUGGGAGAAACUUUUCGCCGAGUUUUGUGAUACUGAAAAGGUUGACCCCAGCAAACUUUCCGAGCUAUAUGACAGUAUGAAAUUCGAUGCACUCCAUAAUCGACAAUUUCUCGAGUGGGUUUUCACACCUCCGGAGGCCGAGGACUGCGAGGAGGCAGACGUGAGCUGGAGGAGGGCUUCACGAAAGGAUACCCCGGCAGAAUCAAGAAUUAACAAUGCCCAGGAUGGUUUGAACCUCCAACGGGUCGAUGAGCAACACUCUGAGAGUCAGACGCUGGCGCAUCGGCUUGGUCUGAGGAGACGAAUGCAUGCGUUCGAGUCGUCCAUACCUCACCUGCGGGUCCUUGAUGACUCCUACGAUCAUUAUUUCAAGUUAUACCCGAGCUCGAAUUCGUCGAAAACUAAGCUAGAUUCUAGGCUUUCCAAGUUGAGGGAGCUAUACAAGCUGGCCAAAAUUCUUUUUGAUUAUGUGACACCCCAGGAGUAUGGUAUCACGGACACGGAGAAGCUGGAGAUUGGCUUGUUGACGUCCUUGCCACUUCUUCAGGAGAUAGUAAGGGACUUGGAGGAAGUUCAAGCUUCUUCAGAUGCGAAGUCUGUGUUUUAUUUCACAAAGGAAUCCCAUAUAUACACACUCUUGAACUGUAUACUUGAGGGGGGGAUUCAGACAAAGAUAGCACGUUCUGCUAUCCCGGAGUUGGAUUACCUAUCCCAGAUCUGCUUCGAGCUCUAUGAGGCCAGGGAUAGCGAAUCAUCAACCAGUUCUUACUCCAUUCGAAUUUCUAUCAGCCCGGGUUGUCAUGCUUUUGACCCUUUGGAUGUGCACCUUGACUCUAGGCAUGCAAUCGGCUGUGCACCGCGACGCAGUCUUACUGCUCAUCAAGAUUGGAAGGAGGUUAUAGAGACCUUGAAGGCCAAGUUUAACACUGUUAAACUUCCAACAACAUUUACAGCUGUGAAUUUAAGUGACAAACAUGUUUCAAGGUCCCAGGAGACACAGUAA